Messenger RNA from Exophiala oligosperma, 1108 nucleotides. RefSeq names its product 60S ribosomal protein L36, variant. The record is from RefSeq and is a predicted model, not a curated record. Lineage: Eukaryota; Fungi; Ascomycota; Eurotiomycetes; Chaetothyriales; Herpotrichiellaceae. The transcript is spliced from 2 exons. Gene Ontology annotation, molecular function: structural constituent of ribosome. Bases 374 to 667 code for a protein of 97 amino acids. Gene Ontology annotation, biological process: cytoplasmic translation. Gene Ontology annotation, cellular component: ribosome; cytosolic large ribosomal subunit.
UUUGCGAUUCGAAACCGAACAACCUCUUUUCGACAUCACCGCCUCGAAACCCCCCCCUCUCGUCGCCAAACCCAUUCAGCAAACAUGCCGAAGGAAGCGACUCAAAAGACCGGCCUCGCCGUCGGCUUGAACAAGGGCCAUGUGAGUUUGCCCUCAUUGUCCUGUUUCGAAAACCCCAGCCAGAUGGAGAAGCAAGAUGAAAUUCGUUGGACGGGUUUGGGAUCUUUCUUCACCUUGUCCGAGGGUACCUUUCAUAAAGAGACGGAAAAGGACAGCUUCCAGCCUCUCCAACGAAUUUACUUGUCUCGUUCUUGCCGGGGCUUUCUUUCGAGACGGUGACCAACUUUUGGUGCAUUGAAAAAGGAAUGUCAAAAUGCUAACCAAACAUGUCACCAUCGAACAGCAAGUCACAACCAUCACCCCCAAGCCUCGCAUCUCCCGCCGCAAGGGAGCCCUCAGCAAGCGUACCGCCUUCGUCCGUGACAUUGUCAAGGAGGUCGCCGGUCUUGCCCCGUAUGAGCGUCGCGUCAUCGAGUUGUUGCGAAACAGCAAGGACAAGAGAGCGAGAAAGCUAGCAAAGAAGAGACUCGGUACUUUCGGUCGUGCAAAGAGAAAGGUCGACGAUCUUCAGAGAGUCAUCGCCGAAGCGAGAAGAGCCGGUCAUUAAAUUCAACCUGGCUGGUCCGUUACAACAACAAGGUCGUGGGAAACUACCGAGAGACAAGACGCACACACGACGACAUCGGAUGUUCUUUUGUAAAGGUCGACGAUGAGAUGGAGAGGAAAAGCGAGGAUACGGCACAAUGGCAUAUUUUCGACCUGGGUGUACUUUUGUCCCCCAACUUUUAUGGGAGAUCAAGGAUGAUGCCCGGAUUGCAAGGCAAAUUUCCAAUCCUCGAAAAAAAAAGACUUCAGAAAGGGAUGGUGUCUGCCGGCAAGCAAUUUCAUAAGCAAGCCACCAGGGUUUCUCAAUUGGAACACGGCCUGUGAAGGAAAUAAAUGACAAAAAAGGUCUUUUGAGGAAUCAAAGAACAACUUCCAUCAUGUUGCCGGUUUCUUUACCUUUACACUCGUUCUCGGUCCGUUUUCAUUAAAAAUCAUGUUCUGG